AGGAUCUUUGCUGGACGGCUACUUUGUCCAUGCCUGAUUUAAAGAGGUGGAACCCUUAGAAGAGAGGCUGGGGACCCUGUCAUCCGCCGUGAUCAGUUUCAUUAUCCCCUGGUCAAGGAGUCCGGAGCCAAAAAUCCACAAGGCUGGGCACUCACUAGCCAGUGCACCAGCCUGAGGAAGGUAGCCGCCACCACACCCAUAGAAGACACCCAAGAAUCUCAGCAGCUGGCGGAGGUUAAGACCUGGAGUUUAGUAUCGCUGAUCCUCUGGGUGGAAAUCAAGACAAUAAUGUGUUACGGGCACACCGUGCCCCUCUCCGAGUGGGGCAAGAUCUUCUGCCUCUUCUACGCCGCCGUGGGCAUCCCCGUGACCCUCCUGUUCCUGGCCGACCUGCUUCGGCUCCUGGUGCCCCUCUUGAGCCACCGGCCCGUGCGGUACCUCCAUGCCCGCUGGGGCCUCCCGCUUGGCCCUGUGGCUCUGGGCCACGCCGUGGCGCUGGGGCUGGCGACGCUCGGCCUCUUCAUCCUCCUCCCGGCCAUCGGCUUCUGGGCGGCGGAGGAUCGGUGGAGCUUCCUGGAGUCGGUGUAUUUCUGCUUCAUCUCGCUCAGCACCAUCGGCUUCGGCAACCACGUGCCGUCGCAAGGGAACUCUGGAUCGCCUGCGCAUGUGCUGUAUGAACUCAGCAUCACCUGCUACCUCCUCGUGGGCUUGCUAGCCAUGGCGGCCACCCUGGAAACGGCGCAUCAGUUGCGGGAAGUCCGCGCCGUCAUCCAAUUUUUCGCUCCCGCCCGUGACCCGGUGGCCGAAGACCGCCAGGACAUCCUGGCCGGAGACCAGUUGACUUUAGCCACCGUGUCGAGGCCCGAUUCUCAGGAAGAGCCGGUGGGAGGCAGCGCCACUUGAUGCCUCGAAGAGCGGCGAAGGAGCGCCUUGGGUUUCCGAUGGGGGCUGUCUCCAUCCAUUCCCCCCCCCCAAGCUUGGGGCAAGAGAGCAGGACGAAACGGCCUGACGGGUUUGGCCGAAGCAAAAGAGGGGGGUGCAUUAAAAGGUUUCCAUCAUCCUUCUUCAGAACAUGUCUCUGGAAGUCGGUCCUUCGAUGCCGUAAACCCAAAACACUUCCAUUUUACUUCUCACUUUCCGGAGGCAUUGACUUUCAAGAGGACAGUCCUUGGCGGGGAGAGGCAGAGUUUGCAGAAUUAAAAAAAGCCUUGUU
This is a messenger RNA of Pogona vitticeps (central bearded dragon), 1213 nucleotides long. Lineage: Eukaryota; Metazoa; Chordata; Lepidosauria; Squamata; Agamidae. The record is from RefSeq and is a predicted model, not a curated record.